UACCGAGUCGAUGUGCAGGGGUAUGGGGUAUUUGAGGUAGCUAUGUACUGUACAUAUAGGUAGAGGUAAAUUGACUAGGCAAGAGGAUAGAUAGACAGUAGCUGCAGCGUAUGUGGUGAGUGUGAAAGUGUGUGUGUGGCGUCAGUGUAAGUAUGUGUGGUCCAAUGUGUGUGCAUAGAAUCAGUCAGUGCAAGAGAGUUACUGCAAAAAAUAGUAAAUAAGGACUUGGUCCUGACUUUGGUUUAGUCUUUGUCCUGGAGUUAAUUAAUAAAAGCCUUCAACUAGAAUCUUCAAGUUGAUUCUUGACAAAGUGGCAGCAUAAAAAAUGGCUCUAAAUCUCAGGUCCAGGUAUGCAGCAAACGUUUUCCCUCUCAGCUGAGGCGUCACUAGGGGGCGCUCAAUGCACAGGGGCUUGUCCACUCCACACAAAAACAAGGUCGUUACCAGCACAGCAAAGUCCUAAUUAAACCCCGCCUAUUUCUACAAUUUAUCUUAUUAAAAUCUGAUUUUAAACCUAACCAGACUGCUGUGCUAACCUUGACAUACACAAAUAAAUGUAUGCACAAAUAAAUGUAUGCACGCAUGACGGUAAGUCGCUUUGGAUAAAAGCGUCUGCUAAAUGGCAUAUUAUUAUUAUUGACCUUAAAUUAAGACUAUAAAGCUGCAUUUUUACGAUAUAGCCAAUAUUUACUUUGUGGCUGUGGUAACUAGUGACAACCCAAGAACACCAGACAGUGUGCCUAAAACAAAGCAAGUCCACAGUCUAAAUGAGAGGAUUACGACACCUCUCCCUAGCCUCAGUGGCUAUGGUUUGGGGCAGGGUUCCCUGCAGACUAAACAGCAGAGGGGGACGACCCCCUGCUCCUUUGGGAGCAAGGAUUCUGACCAACUCUGAGGACAUCUUCCAGCAUAACAUGUGGGACCAUGUGAAAUGGUCUGAGGAAGAGAAAGAAAAAGCCAGACAAAAGGCAGACGAUAAUUCUAGCUUACGCAUUCCAUUAGAAGAGCAAGGCAAAUAUGACGUAGACGCCUGUAAAUACUGGGACAGCUUUUAUGAGAUGCACCAGGACAAGUUCUUUAAAGAUCGCAAGUGGCUGUUCUUGGAGUUCCCAGAGCUUCUUCCUUUGGGGCCAGAGAGCAGUGCUACUGAGGAGAGACAGUGUGGGCUGCGGGCCACAUGCCCAGAGCCUGGUGUGUCUGGCAGGGACACAGAGAUGGGGAAGCAGCGGCAGCAUGCACCCAGUCACCAGCACAUAGAUCCACUGACUAGUGAUUGCCAGCAGUCCUGUAAUCAAGAUGGGAGAGACACUGCAGAGGCUGCAAGGCAGACCAGCUCUUUCCCAGGCGAACAUGCAACUUUCAGGAUCUUAGAGGUUGGAUGUGGGGCUGGUAACAGUGUGUAUCCUAUUGUCAGUUCUAUUAAAGGGACAGGGGCAUUCUUAUACUGCUGUGACUUUUCUCCUCGUGCUGUCCAGCUGGUCAAGGACCACCCAAACUAUGACCAGUCUGUGUGUCACGCCUUUGUUCAGGACGUCUGUGAUGAGGUGGGCUACUUUCCGUUCCCUCCACUGAGCCUGGAUGUUAUUCUGCUGGUCUUCGUGCUCUCCUCCAUUCACCCCAAGCGAGUCCAAGGAGUUGUUACCCGGUUGUCUCAAUUCCUGAAACCCGGAGGGAUAUUCCUCUUCCGGGAUUAUGGCAGAUAUGAUUUAUCACAACUACGGUUUAAAAAAGGUCGGUGCUUGUCAGAGAAUUUCUACUCAAGGGGAGAUGGAACUUGUGUUUAUUUCUUCACAAAAGAUGAAGUUCACCAUUUAUUUUCCAAUGCUGGUUUGGAAGAAAUUCAGAAUCUGGAGGAUAGGCGACUACAGGUGAACAGAGGGAAGAAAGUUGUAAUGCACAGAGUGUGGAUGCAAAGCAAGUUCAAAAAACCUCAACCACUAGCACCACCAUCGUAGUCUACCAACACUGUCCCUGCUCGGACGAACAUGUUGCCCCAGGUUUGCUUUACCACGGACUCGUCUAUCCAGAUCAGAGGUCAGAAGCAGGUCAUAAGCAUGUCUCAGUGCAGUGAGAUGUGUCCGUGUGAUGCAUUUACAGUAUCACUGGGAUGGUCCACUAUCGUGCUGAGGGAGUGGCCAACUAUCGUGCUGAGGGAGUGGCCAACUAUCGUGCUGAGGGAGUGGCCAACUAUCGUGCUGAGGGAGUGGCCAACUAUCGUGCUGAGGGAGUGGUCAACUAUCGGGCUGAGGCAGUGGUCAACUAUUGUGCAAAGGAAGUACCUUCUGGUUGUUGUGUGCUUAUUAUGGGUUUCAAAUGCCAUGUAUGUAAAACCCACUUUUUGUAAGAAGACCAAUUGAAUUUAUUUGUCUGGUUGAGUGUAUGCAUGCAUAUAAAUAUUUAAUUAAACAUUUUUAUAUGUUGUGUAAACCCAUAAAAUGAAAAUCUGUGAAUGAUACUGUCAUAAAAGUUGGAUAUCUAACAAUGCAUUAAAAUUGCACCUACUAUA
Molecule: messenger RNA, 2506 nt
Organism: Coregonus clupeaformis (lake whitefish)
Lineage: Eukaryota; Metazoa; Chordata; Actinopteri; Salmoniformes; Salmonidae
Gene: mettl8
Product: methyltransferase 8, methylcytidine
Exons: 10
Coding region: 768-1955 (395 amino acids)
Molecular function (GO): tRNA (cytidine-N3)-methyltransferase activity
Source: RefSeq, a predicted model, not a curated record